AUGGCAGAGCACCAAAGAAUCCAUCCAGUGGUGGGCGUGGAAGCCCCACCAACAGCUCCCUUGGUGCCUCAUGGCUCGUCGAUAUCAGAGAAAGGUAGUCCCGUUUGGCGUCCCCCUCUGUUAAAGCAUUCUGUUCCGGUGAUCCAAUUCCAUUCAAGGCCAGCAAAGAGUAGUAGUUGUUGCAAAUGCAUAUGUUGGACAAUUAGCCUCCUUGUUCUCCUACUAGUUAUAGUCGGAGCCACUGCUGGAAUUCUAUACCUAGUCUUCCAACCAAAGCUUCCGUCAUACUCAGUUGAUAGCUUGAAGAUAAGCAGUUUAGGGCUCAACAUUGACAUGUCCCUAUACGCAGAAUUCGAUGUGAAGAUCACGACCUAUAAUCCAAACAAGAAGAUCGGAAUUUACUACGAGAAAGGGGGCCAGUUGAGUGUGUGGUAUGCAAACACUAAGCUUUGUGAUGGGGAAUUACCAAAGUUCUAUCAGGGACAUCAAAACAAGACAGUACUGCAUCUGGCCUUAACUGGCCAAACGCAAUAUGGUAGCACUUUGAUGACUGCAAUCCAGGAACAACAACAAACUGGAAGAAUUCCUUUGGAUCUUAAGGUUGAUGCACCGGUGGCAAUCAAACUUGGGAAGCUGAAGCUCAAAAAGGUCAGGAUCUUGGGGGAAUGCUUGUUGGUCGUGGAUAGUUUAUCUGCUAAUAAUUCCAUCAGCAUUAAAGCCAGCGAUUGUAGGUUCAGGUUGAAGCUUUGAAUUCAUCACUAUAGAUUUUGAGUUAUUUGUCUUUCCACAACUUGCUGUGUCUCCCACGUUUUGGAUGGGAAACUUGAUUCUUUUUCCGUCAUACAUAUCACUAUUCAAUUGCGUUGUAUUUAAUAACAAUAUGACACAUACUACGAGUGUUUC
Carya illinoinensis is the source of this 903-nucleotide messenger RNA. Its product is annotated as NDR1/HIN1-like protein 6. Lineage: Eukaryota; Viridiplantae; Streptophyta; Magnoliopsida; Fagales; Juglandaceae. The transcript has a single exon. Bases 1 to 750 code for a protein of 249 amino acids. The record is from RefSeq and is a predicted model, not a curated record. Gene Ontology annotation, cellular component: plasma membrane.